AAAAAAGAAGAAGUUUAUCCGAUAAACGAAUCUCCAUAGUAGGAAGUGAAUGCUUCCGGAACCGUCUGACACAAAGUACGAAGUACAGGGUUGCAGUUUCCCACUUUCCCUUCCCUAACUUUUUCUUUUGCACCAAUAAGGAAGCCGCCGUAAACGUCGUCGUACUCCCAAGGCCAGAUCUGAUGUACCCGGAUCUCUCAGGUUUGCUGCUUUGUGAGAGUGAUAUGUAGAGAUAAACCGAGAGGUCGAUACGGAGCUUUGAUCGGUGACAAGAUUAUUGUGGUUUUGGUUACUGGUGUAGUUGAGAUUGAAGAUCAACGCUCAGACGUAACUGUGGCUACAUAGCUUCUGCGUUUACCUGAUUUAUAUUUAUAUAUAUUGCAGCUUGUUUAAUUAGCUAUCCCAUGGUGGAGAUAACAGGCCCAUCCUCCAGAUCGAUGAACACCACCAUUGGUGAUCUGCCUGAGGCUGUAUUGGUUGAAAUCCUUGGUCGACUUCCUUGCUAUAAAUACAUUGGUCGAUGCAAGUGUGUGUCCAAGCAUUGGUGCACUUUCAUGUCUCAUCCUUCUUUUAUUCGCCGGUUUCUGUAUUUCCAAAGUUAUGGUAAGCAACCAUUCAUGACCCGUACUUUGAUAAACUGCCAAGGGGAGGAAUUUCUUGCUAGGAUAUCAUCGUCGUUUAAGGCAUUAACUCCUUUGUUCAAAAGACUCAUGAAUUUCCACCAUUUGAAAGAAGAGCCAGUUGUCGUAGGUUCUUAUAACGACUUGGUUUUGUGUUGUGCGAGUCAGUACUAUCAGCGUGAUUACUACAUCUGCAAUCCAUACACAUUCAAAUGGGUUACUCUUCCUCCCCCUCCUCAAGUCACUAAGUUCACAGGAGCAGGAAUCUUUUGUGACCUUCCCUACUAUGAGUGUAAGAAAAAUGAUCUGGGACGACAUGACAUCCAGCUUAAUGCCGAUUAUAAGUGCAGGGUCGUAAGAAUUAUUUUUCCUCGUGGUGUAUUGGAGCCUCAGUGUGAAUUCAAAGUGCAGAUCUUCUCUUCUGAGACAGGUGUAUGGAGAGAGUCAAUUGUCUUAUCUCCAUCAAGAUUUUACCCGUAUGAAGUCAAGCACAGGAUUAGUUUUGCUUACAAUGGAAUGCUGUAUUGGUUGAGUGAUGAUGGCGACUUCCUUAUUGGACUGGAUCUGUUCAUGAUGGAUAACAGGACUAGUGCUAGCAUAUCUAGUACUAGCAGCAGUAUGGUUGAAGGUGAUGCUAGCGAUCACUAUGAAUUUCUUUUCACUGAACUUGAUGGGUGUAAAGGUUUUACACCUGGAUACCUAGGUUUCUAUAAAGGGUGUAUGCAGAUAGGCGACUAUCAUUAUGGUACCCAUACUGUUAAUGCUUGGGAGUUUCAUGAAGAAUUCCAUAGUGGAUCUGGCAAAUUACUUUUGGAACAAAGGAAGAGGGUUUAUUCACUGGACUUGGAUAUGAUUCCAGAUGAUAACUACUAUGUGGAUCUUGUGGGUUUCGACCCCAAUAACGACGGUAAUGAAGGUGAAGGUAUCUUGUAUCUGCUUGUCAUCAAUGAUCAUGAUAAUACAUAUGGAGACAUUUUCAUGUGCAACAUUUGUACAGGAAAGUUUAUGAAGAUAUUUGAAAAUCAUCCUUUGGUUUCUAGCUUCUUCACAGUUGCGGUGCCGUGGUGGCCGACACCAGUCCCUAGGCUGCCAGAACGUGAAGCAAAUCCUCUGAUACUUGCGAGGCUGGAUUGAUAUGGUGUGAAUUGAAGAGGAUUGAUUACGCUGGAGUUCUUGUAUGAUUGUAUUUUAGUUAUUCUUGUUGCAUUUGCUAAAACAAUAAUGAACAGUAAGCUGUCUGCUGAAAUCAUAUAGAUGGUGCGGACUGAAGAGGAUUGAUUUAUGCCGGAGUGCUUGUAUGGUUGUAUUUUAGUUAUUCUUGUUUCAUCUGCUAAGAAAAUAAUGAACUGUAAACUGAUUUUGUCUGCUGAAAUAAGGUAUGUGAAAUUGAAUUUUAUGGUGCGAACUGAAGAGGAUGAUGUGCUUGUAUGAUUGUAUAUUAGUUAUUCUUGUUUCGUUUGCUGGG
Messenger RNA from Fragaria vesca subsp. vesca, 2085 nucleotides. RefSeq lists its product as uncharacterized. Gene Ontology annotation, molecular function: protein binding. The transcript is spliced from 4 exons. The record is from RefSeq and is a predicted model, not a curated record. NCBI's taxonomy places the organism in Eukaryota, Viridiplantae, Streptophyta, Magnoliopsida, Rosales, Rosaceae. The coding region runs from base 405 to 1754 and encodes 449 amino acids.